Molecule: messenger RNA, 2046 nt
Organism: Iphiclides podalirius (scarce swallowtail)
Lineage: Eukaryota; Metazoa; Arthropoda; Insecta; Lepidoptera; Papilionidae
Source: the annotation of a GenBank genome assembly
AUGUUCAGCUUCAAGUUCAUCGAAAUCGACAACCAACUGUGGCGUUCACGAUCUAGAAGUAGUGGAAGGUCGAGGUCCAGCGGCAGCCAUUCAUCAAGAGGGGGCAGCAGUUCAAGUUAUAAGCCAUCAUCGAGUUGGAGCUCCGGUUCAAGUUGGAAGCCGUCUUCAAGUUCCAGACAUAGCUACCCGUCUUCUUCAUCGGGGUUAUCUGGAUCUUAUAAGCCGAGCUAUCCGUCGCCAUCGUCAGGUCUCUCCGGAUUGUCUGGAUACGGAUCGUCCAAACCCAGUUACCCUUCGUCUACAGGGCUAUCUGGAUCUGGGAGUGGGCUGUCAGGUACAGGUAGCCAUGGAUAUCCUUCUUCAGGCGGUGGAAGUCAUGCGUAUCCUUCAUCCGGGAACAGUCACGGGUACCCUGCAUCUGGCGGGCUUUCAGGCUCCGGUAGCCAUGGAUAUCCAGCAAACAAGGGACCUAGCACUGUCCACACUACAAACGUACACAACUAUUACAACUACCAUCCACCGCAAAAGAUUUCAUACACUCCUGUGCACGGAGGGCCGCCGAUGUCCUACCCAGUAUAUCACGGCCAGCCGCCAACGUACGUGUAUCAAUACAAGAACUCCGACAGCAAAUACGGCACGCUGCUAGCUGGCCUAGCGCUACUUAACCUUGGAACUCUUGCCGGCGGCCUCUACGCAAACAGACACUCUAGCUACAAACCUGCGCCUGGCGAAAUAUGCAAACUCGGUAUUAGGAAGGAAAACGGCGACUACCAAGAGACCAAAAUCGAUUGUCAAUUGAUUACAAGUUUCAUCUUCGAGGAGGAGGCCAAGGCGAAGAGUGGGGCUGCGAACUCCACUGUCAUCACGACAACCGUGACCAAUGUGACCGUGGUUAAUACAACCAAUUCGGCACCAGAUGCUGCGCCCUCGCCACCAGUACCAGAACAUUCUUACCCUCUUUAUACAAUGCUACCAUUAGUGCCGGUCAACGGGACCACAACAAACGCAACGGCAGUGAACAGCACGGUCAGCGCGUCGGACAACAGUUCCACGGGCAACGUGAUGACGUCAUCCGUGACGUCUGUGACGACAACGAACACAACGGUGACGAACGCGCUGGAUGUUAAAGGGAAACCGAUUGAUGUAACGCCUGACAUGAAAUGCUACGUUAUUCGGAAUUCCCCAACGUCGAACAUGCGUAGAAGGAUAAUUUCGGUGUGCUGGAUGGCGGGCGCCGGCGUGGGAUUACUCCCGCUGUUCGGUUGGCACGCGGCCGCGGGCUCUGCGCCGGGCUGCUACUUCGUGGAAGUCAUGGACUACAAUUACCUCCUGUUCCUGUACUUUGCGACGAUCGUCACUCCGAGCGUGCUGCUGGCCGCUUUCUACGCGCAUAUCUACCGUGUUGUUGUCAAACAGAUGAGUGCGGUGGUGACAGUUGAAGGAAGCCAUGGGCGGACCACCGGCGGCACGAUGCUCCGAGUCCUGGGUGCCGCACAAAAGCGCGAGGUCAAAGCCACGCAGAACCUGGCCAUCAUCGUCUUCUUCUUCAUUGUCUGUUGGAUCCCGCUUUACACAAUAAACGCAAUAAAAGCCUUCAUGCCGGAGCUAGACAUUCCCAACCCGAUCAUGUACUUCUGCAUCAUAUUCUCCCACCUUAAUUCUGCGAUAAAUCCCCUACUGUACGCCUACCAUCUUAAAGACUUCAGGGCCGCGUUAAAAGGCUUGAUCUGCACCUUCCUCGGGAGGGACGUCCCGAUGCCAGCCGCUUACAGGCCCCCAGUGCCAUGUGGAUUCGCCAAAGAGGAGACGGAGGGGGCCGGCAAUGACGAGUUGAGUAAAUCAGUGACGUUGACCGCCCCCGUAUUGCCCGAUAUGGAACCUUUCCUGGAUAAGAAUAUCGCGGACAGUUCCAGCGGGCGCCAUUCCCCAGAAGGCAGGGACAACAACUUAUACCUGAUAGACUCGAAUCAAGAAAGGUGCCAAAGCCCUUAUAGGAGGGUUGAGGAGUUCAUACGACGAGUCCGCAGCGUUGGUUCGGAGCACAGC